This is a messenger RNA of Loa loa (African eye worm), 408 nucleotides long. RefSeq lists its product as hypothetical. The transcript has 4 exons. Bases 1 to 408 code for a protein of 135 amino acids. The record is from RefSeq and is a predicted model, not a curated record. Lineage: Eukaryota; Metazoa; Nematoda; Chromadorea; Rhabditida; Onchocercidae.
AUGUAUGUAUGGUUACAAGGGUGCUAUAUUGAUGAUGAUGAUGAUGAUGAUGAUGAUGGUGAUGAUGAUGACGAUGAUGAUGCUACAUAUAAUUGCAUGAAUGCAUAUUAUUGUAAGGAUAAUAUUGAUAAUAAAAUGAUACGUUUGAUUGUAAACAUGAUAUUGAUAAUGAUAAUGAUAGUUCAUAAUGAUAUUAAAAAUGGUAAUGAUUUUGCAUAUAGUUAUAAUAAUGAUAACAGUAGUAAUGAUAAUUGUAUAUAUAGUUGUAAUGAUGAUAAUGAUGGUAUUGAUAAUGAUGAUGAUUUGAUAGUAAUGAUAAUGGUGAUUCAUGAUAAUGCACAUGAUUGUAAGAAUGGUAUUAAUAAUGGUAAUAAUUUCGCAUAUGAUUGUAACGAUGAUAAACGAUAG